AUGCCAGACUUCCUGUCCAGUAGACGGCAAACGGGUCCCGUAGUCCUACCCCAUCUCUACUGGUAUAGGCCUGAAUCACCAAGGCCGUUCGUAUUCCAGGGGCAACUGCCGAUCCCGUUGCAGAUCGCAUUGUCGAUCGCCCCGCUGAUUCCCACAUCUUCAACAUUUACGAUGCCCGAGCUUCGGGGCUGGGCUCGCUGGAAUCAUGGAAGUUUGUACGACGGAAUGACGUUACGUCCUAGGAAGAAGAAAGCGUUUUGCAGAGCAGAAGACGGGUAUAAAAAGCGUGGGAUAAUGGUCGCAGGAUUCGAGAUCAUCGAGCGAUACCUGCCUGCCUGGUUCUGUUUUCAUCCUUCAUCCCCAUUCUGCUUACUUAUCACACCUCGCUACUCUUCAAACUACACGAUUAUGCAUCUCCUCACACCCCUCCUCCUCGCCAGCCUCGCCGCGGCGACGCCCCUUUCCACCCUCACCAAGCGCUGGACCUGCGGCGGCGACCCGCCCGCGUUUGCCUGCCAGCCCAAAGCCGGAUGUGCGAACGAGACGGCGUGGGGAGAGUGCGCGUAUGCUGAGGGACUGGAUAAGUGUGGGGAUCCGCUGCCGAAUCAGACGACGCCUGUUAGUGCGUGUCAGAGUGCGGCGUUUACGACGUGCGAGACGCAGCAUUGUUAGUGGAUAGAACGAGGAUUAGGGAAG
Trematosphaeria pertusa is the source of this 696-nucleotide messenger RNA. RefSeq lists its product as uncharacterized. Lineage: Eukaryota; Fungi; Ascomycota; Dothideomycetes; Pleosporales; Trematosphaeriaceae. The record is from RefSeq and is a predicted model, not a curated record. The transcript is spliced from 3 exons. The coding region runs from base 1 to 672 and encodes 223 amino acids.